AUGCAUUCAAAUUCGAUAUCCGACCGUUUUUUUGUUGCCGUGGACGAGUUUUCAUGGUCCGACGAUUUACGCGGCGUAUUGUUGCAGGAAGACCAUCGACCACUGUUUACGAUCGCUGUAUUGGUGUCAGGGGUGGUCGGCGGACUGGCCGUCGUCAUUGCUGUCGUCUAUCUCUAUCGCUUCUGUCUCAAGAAACGACCACCGGUCACAACGUGA
Messenger RNA from Angiostrongylus costaricensis, 216 nucleotides. Lineage: Eukaryota; Metazoa; Nematoda; Chromadorea; Rhabditida; Metastrongylidae. The record is from the annotation of a GenBank genome assembly.